Zymoseptoria tritici IPO323 is the source of this 771-nucleotide messenger RNA. RefSeq names its product lipolytic enzyme (gene MgLEN4). The transcript is spliced from 2 exons. The record is from RefSeq and is a predicted model, not a curated record. Lineage: Eukaryota; Fungi; Ascomycota; Dothideomycetes; Mycosphaerellales; Mycosphaerellaceae. Bases 1 to 771 code for a protein of 256 amino acids.
AUGGACCAGUUUGUUCUUUUUGGAGACAGUAUCACACAACAGGCCUGUUGUCAAGACCUGGGCUUCGCGUUCGCAGCUGCUUUAGCAGACACCUACAUUCGAACCUUGGACGUUGUCAAUCGUGGCCUCUCGGGGUACAACUCGCGACAAGCACUACAGAUUGUUCCUCGAGCCCUUCCGAGUCCGUCGCAAGCUCGAGUACGCUUUCUCGCCAUCUUCUUUGGAGCCAACGACGCCCGACUGCCAGACACACCGGGAGGCCCACAGCAACAUGUUCCUCUGGACGAAUACACAGCCAACUUGAAGUCCAUCGUGAAUCAUCCGGUGGUCCUCGCUCACGAAGGAGUCAAACUCAUCCUCAUCACUCCACCGCCAGUCGACGAAAGGAUGUGUCUCGCGAACGAUAAAGCAAACGAUCCGAGCUAUCCGGAUGUCAUCAAACGGAAGGCAGACAUCACAGCGAAGUACGCCGCAGCUGUCAGAGACAUCGGUCGAGAAGAAGGCAUCAAAGUCAUCGACUUCUGGAGCGCGCUGAUUCUUCACUCCGGUGGCUCGGUGGAAGACGCCGUACCUACUGGAUCCAUGGAGCUGCCUCGCAACGUGAAACUGCAAGCCUUUCUUCGCGACGGCUUGCAUUUGAGCCCGGCUGGAUACAGGGUGCUGUUCGAUGAGCUCAUGAGUCUGAUAGGCCAGGAAUAUCCUGAAGAAAUGCCGGACAAGCUCCCCUUCGUACUCCCUCGCUGGGAUGACGAGAAGGCUUGGAGAGCUUAA